Messenger RNA from Drosophila ficusphila, 313 nucleotides. RefSeq lists its product as uncharacterized. The transcript has a single exon. Lineage: Eukaryota; Metazoa; Arthropoda; Insecta; Diptera; Drosophilidae. The record is from RefSeq and is a predicted model, not a curated record. The coding region runs from base 18 to 275 and encodes 85 amino acids.
ACCAGACAAUAGCAGCAAUGAAACACUUUUUGAUCUUUGCUCUGGCUGCUCUUGUCAUUCUUCAGGCUUCGUCGGCAUUUAAGAUAAAAAGGAUUAUAUAUGUGGUGCCAGCGACCACAACGACAACGGCAUCACCCACAUCAGCAACCACAACAACCACAGCGGCUCCUGCCGUCGUUCAGCAAGUAAUCUUCUGCUCCUGGAAGAAUAAUUGGUGUCGUCCCGCAAAUUCCGUGAGGAAUUGCAAGUGGGGCCUCUGCAAGUUCAACGGAUAGAAUUCAAUAAAAAAUCGGUAGUUAUUUUUUAGCACAAA